AUGUCCUCCAAACUUCAAUCCACAGACUCCAAAACUAAGGACCAGCAGCCUUCACACCAGGAGAGUCUGUCACCCCCGAAAGCCAAUGCAGAAGCCAUCGACUUCCUUGAAUCCCUCCAACUUAAAGAGAUUCAACUGCUGCUCUUCUCCGAGACUUUGGCCAUGGUCUCAGACACAGGGGAGCCCCUGGGAGAGCUGACCAUUGACGUACAAAAAGGGAGCUACAGCGACAAACUUGGAAUUUUCUCAGAGUGUCUGCUUGUGCAUGCCUACAGCCGAGGCUUCUUGAACAAACUACUCUGUGGAAACUCCGUCCUGGGUUACAUCUCCGGGAAAAUGGAGAUCAUGGAACAAAAGAGUCAAGAAUACAUCAAGUUUCUUGUCCUUCCGAUGGAACGGAAGACUAAUUUAGUGAGACAAGAAGAUCAGCUGGCCAUGACCAGGGUUGUCAAGGAGGGAGAGGAAGUGAAGACUGAAGUGACUUUUUUCCCCUGGAACUCAAUUGCUGGCUUCAUCUCUGAGGCUGCCAACCUGGUGAUACUGAGAGUGAUGGCCUGGCGGCAGAUGGUACCCAGCAAUGCCCGCUUUCUGGCCUUGGACACAGAGGGAAAACUCUGCUAUUCCACCUAUCAAGCCCUGGGCUUCCAGACAUUCCAGGUGGGCCGUCAGCAGGCAAAAGUGUUCAUCGUGGAGCAGACAGUCCACUCGGAGGAGAACAUCCCCAUGUCCUGCCAGUUCUACCUGUUCUCUGAUGGGCACCUGGCCAAGAGAGUGCAGGUGGGCUCCCCCGGAUGCUGUAUCGUCACCAAGAUGCCCAUCUUGAGGGAGGAAGAUGAGAUUGAACCCCCUCCGGUGUUUGAGGCGAAGCCCCUGCCCUGGGAGGAGGACCUGGAGCUCUACUCUAAGUUCCUGGAUCGGAAGGAGGAGCUCCGACUCAGCCACGCCAGCUACAUGCGGCACCACCCACAGGCUCAAGCGCUCAUCUCCGACUUCCUGCUCUUUCUGCUGCUGCGCCAGCCCGCAGACGUGGUCACCUUCGCCGCAGAGCACUUUGGACCCUUUUCGGUGCACAGCCAACCAACCUCCGCCUUACGCUCUUCCAACCGGCCCAGCCCUUUCCGCUCGCUGGUCCCGAAGCUGUCCUUCCGCAAAGAGUCCCCGCCCUCCCCGGACGAGGCCUAA
Messenger RNA from Chrysochloris asiatica (Cape golden mole), 1182 nucleotides. RefSeq names its product ciliogenesis associated TTC17 interacting protein (gene CATIP). Lineage: Eukaryota; Metazoa; Chordata; Mammalia; Afrosoricida; Chrysochloridae. The transcript has 10 exons. The coding region runs from base 1 to 1182 and encodes 393 amino acids. Gene Ontology annotation, biological process: actin filament polymerization; cilium organization. The record is from RefSeq and is a predicted model, not a curated record.